Molecule: messenger RNA, 1612 nt
Organism: Cricetulus griseus (Chinese hamster)
Lineage: Eukaryota; Metazoa; Chordata; Mammalia; Rodentia; Cricetidae
Source: RefSeq, a predicted model, not a curated record
GUGGGGCGACAUGGGCAACUGGACCAGCCCCCCGGCCAACCCCUUCUCCACUGCUGCCUGGGGGACCGCGAGCAACCGAAGCAACAGCAGCGACACGCCACCCCUCCCGUCCCCUCCAGGCAAGGGGAACAACGACUCAAAUUGCGACUGCCACGCUUGGGACUACGGCAUCCGCACUGGCCUGGUCCAGAACGUGGUCAGCAAGUGGGAUCUUGUGUGUGAUAAUGCCUGGAAGGUCCAUAUCGCUAAAUUCUCCUUGCUGGUUGGAUUAAUCUUUGGCUACCUAAUAACUGGAUGCAUUGCUGACUGGGUUGGUCGGCGGCCUGUGCUGCUGUUUUCCAUCAUCUUCAUUCUGAUCUUUGGACUGACUGUGGCACUGUCAGUGAAUGUGACAAUGUUCAGCACACUCAGGUUCUUUGAAGGAUUUUGCCUGGCCGGAGUCAUCCUCACCUUGUAUGCAUUACGAAUAGAGCUGUGCCCUCCAGGAAAACGGUUCAUGAUUACCAUGGUGGCAAGCUUCGUGGCUAUGGCAGGCCAGUUCCUCAUGCCGGGGCUGGCUGCGCUAUGCCGGGACUGGCAGGUGCUUCAGGCCCUCAUCAUCUGUCCCUUCCUGCUCAUGCUGCUCUACUGGUCGAUAUUCCCCGAGUCUCUCCGAUGGCUAAUGGCUACCCAGCAGUUUGAGGCAGCAAAGAAGCUGAUCCUGUACAUCACACAGAAGAACUGUGUGAGCCCUGAGAGUGACAUCAAGGGAGUGAUGCCAGAGCUAGAGAAAGAACUUUCACGGAGGCCCAAGAAGGUGUGCAUCGUGAAGGUGGUGGGGACGCGGAACCUGUGGAAAAAUAUCGUGGUUCUAUGUGUGAACUCGCUGACAGGGUAUGGAAUCCACCAUUGCUUUGCAAGAAGCAUGAUGGGCCACGAGGUGAAGGUGCCACUCCUGGAGAACUUCUACGCUGACUACUACACCAUGGCCAGCAUCGCACUGGCGUCCUGCCUGGCCAUGUGUGUGGUAGUCAGGUUCCUCGGGCGCAGGGGAGGGCUGCUGCUCUUUAUGAUCCUUACCGCCCUGGCCUCACUUCUGCAGCUUGGGCUCCUCAACUUGAUCGGCAAAUACAGCCAGCAUCCAGACUCAGGGAUGAGUGACAGCGUCAAGGACAAGUUCUCCAUCGCAUUUUCCAUCGUGGGCAUGUUUGCAUCCCAUGCAGUGGGGAGCCUCAGCGUGUUCUUCUGUGCAGAGAUCACCCCCACAGUGAUAAGGUGUGGUGGGCUGGGGCUGGUGCUGGCCAGUGCAGGCUUCGGAAUGCUGACAGCACCCAUUAUUGAGCUGCAUAACCAGAAAGGCUACUUCCUGCACCACAUCAUCUUCGCCUGCUGCACGCUCAUCUGCAUCAUUUGCAUCCUCCUGUUGCCCGAGAGCAGGGACCAGAACCUGCCCGAGAACAUCGCCAAUGGGGAACACUACACAAGGCAGCCAUUGCUGCCACACAAGAAGGGAGAACAGCCACUGCUGCUCACCAACGCGGAGCUCAAGGACUACUCCGGCUUGCACGAUGUGGCUGCAGUGGGUGAUGGGCUACCAGAGGGGGCCACUGCCAAUGGCAUGAAGUCCAUGUAG